This is a messenger RNA of Calidris pugnax (ruff), 1014 nucleotides long. RefSeq names its product isoprenylcysteine carboxyl methyltransferase (gene ICMT). The transcript is spliced from 5 exons. The record is from RefSeq and is a predicted model, not a curated record. Gene Ontology annotation, cellular component: endoplasmic reticulum; membrane. The coding region runs from base 14 to 910 and encodes 298 amino acids. Gene Ontology annotation, biological process: C-terminal protein methylation. NCBI's taxonomy places the organism in Eukaryota, Metazoa, Chordata, Aves, Charadriiformes, Scolopacidae. Gene Ontology annotation, molecular function: protein C-terminal S-isoprenylcysteine carboxyl O-methyltransferase activity.
GGCGGGCGCCGCCAUGAUGGCGGCGGCGGCGGCGGCGGCGGGUCCGCGGCGGGGGCGGCUGGGCCGGGAGGCCCGGGCCAGCCUGGCCGCUUUCCUGCUGGGCGCCUCGGUGGCGGCGCUGCCGGUGGCGUUGGGCUCCCCCCCGGCUUUGCUGGCCUCCCCCGGUCUGCGCGGCCGUCUGGCGCUCGCCCUACACGUGGCGGGCGUUAACGCGGCGUUGCUGUUGCUCUACCCGCGGCCGCUUUACAAGAUCGCCGUCCGGGCCUGCUUCCUGGGCUUCGCCUUCGGCUGCGGGCUGCUGCUCAGCGCUGGCCGCUCCGCCUGGCGCCAUUUCGGCUGGUACAUGUGCUCCCUCUCCCUCUUCCACUACUCGGAGUACCUGGUGACAGCCAUCAACAACCCCCGCAGCCUCUCGUUGGACUCUUUCCUCCUCAACCACAGCUUCGAGUACAACCUGGCCGCCCUCUCCUCCUGGGUGGAGUUCACGCUGGAGAAGCUCCUCUUCCCAGAGCUGAAGCAGAUCACCUGGCUGAGUACUGUAGGGUUGUUGAUGGUGAUCUUUGGGGAUUGUCUGAGGAAAGCGGCCAUGCUCACAGCUGGCUCCAACUUCAACCAUAUUGUUCAGAAUGAGAAAUCGGAUACUCAUACUUUGGUGACAAGUGGGGUGUAUGGGUGGUUCCGGCACCCGUCUUACGUGGGAUGGUUUUACUGGAGUAUUGGAACACAGGUGUUGCUCUGCAAUCCCAUCUGCGUGGUGGGCUACGCCCUGGCCUCCUGGCGCUUCUUCAGGGAGCGGAUCGAGGAGGAGGAGAUCACCCUCAUUCACUUCUUCGGCGAAGAGUACCUGGAGUACAAAAGGAAGGUGCCAUCGGGUCUCCCUUUUAUUAAAGGAGUCAAAGUGGAACUGUAACGUGGGCAAUAACCCGACUGGCUGAGUGAACGCCCCAGCUCCAGGCGCCGCGGGGCGAAAGGGACGGUGUGUGGUGCCAGGAGGAACCCGUUGGUACCUCCCAG